Messenger RNA from Cynocephalus volans (Philippine flying lemur), 1089 nucleotides. RefSeq names its product doublesex and mab-3 related transcription factor 1 (gene DMRT1). Gene Ontology annotation, molecular function: RNA polymerase II cis-regulatory region sequence-specific DNA binding; DNA-binding transcription factor activity, RNA polymerase II-specific. The transcript has 6 exons. The record is from RefSeq and is a predicted model, not a curated record. Lineage: Eukaryota; Metazoa; Chordata; Mammalia; Dermoptera; Cynocephalidae. Gene Ontology annotation, cellular component: nucleus. Bases 1 to 1089 code for a protein of 362 amino acids. Gene Ontology annotation, biological process: sex differentiation; regulation of transcription by RNA polymerase II; germ cell development.
AUGCCCAACGACGACGAUGCAUUCAACAAACCUUCCGCACCGUCGGAGGCACCUAACGCCCCCGAGGCAUCGCCGCAGGGCAAGGCCGGGGGCAGCAGCGGCGGAGGCGGCUCGGGCUCCGGGGCGUCGGGGUCCGGGGCAUCGGGCCUGGGCGUCUCGAGCAAGAAGUCCCCGAGACUGCCCAAGUGUGCGCGCUGCAGGAACCACGGCUACGCGUCGCCGCUCAAGGGCCACAAGCGCUUCUGCAUGUGGCGGGACUGCCAGUGCAAGAAGUGCAACCUGAUCGCCGAGAGGCAGCGUGUGAUGGCCGCGCAGGUGGCCCUGAGAAGGCAGCAGGCUCAGGAGGAGGAACUGGGCAUCAGCCAUCCCAUUCCACUGCCCAGCGCAGCCGAGCUGCUUGUCAAGAGGGAGAACAACAGCAGCAACCAGUGCCUGAUGACCGAGAGCAGCAGCUCCUCGCAGCCACCGCCAGCCAGUACUCCCACCACUGCAGCUUCAGGGCCCAAGGGACGCAUGGUCAUCCAGGAUGUUCCUGCUGUUACCAGCAGAGGGCACGUGGAGAACACACCUGACCUGGUUUCAGACUCCUCCUACUACAGCAGCUUCUACCAGCCGUCUCUGUUCCCUUACUACAACAAUCUGUACAACUACCCGCAGUACUCCAUGGCCUUGGCUGCUGAUGCCUCUUCUGGGGAUGUGGGAAGUCCCCUCGGGGGAUCCCCCAUGAAGAACAGCCUACGGAGCCUCCCAGCACCUUAUGUGCCUGGUCAGACAGGAAACCAGUGGCAGAUGAAAAACUCGGAGAACCGCCAUGCAGUGAGUUCCCAGUACAGGAUGCAUUCUUACUAUCCGCCUCCCUCCUACCUGGGCCAGAGCGUGUCCCAGAUCUUCACUUUUGAGGACGGCCCCUCUUACUCGGAAGCCAAAGCCAGUGUAUUCUCGCCGCCCAGCAGUCAAGAUUCUGGCUUGGUUUCCCUCUCGAGCAGCUCUCCUAUUAGUAACGAGAGCACAAAGGGAGUGCUGGAAUGUGAGUCUGCGUCGGAGCCCAGCAACUUCACGGUCACUCCCGUCAUCGAGGAGGACGAGUAA